AUGAGGCACCACAAGAUUUACCUUGUGCUGCAUCGGUGCACGGUGCACCUAGUCGGACGUCUGACCUUAGCAACCCCCAGAGUCUGCAGACAAUGCGCGAGGGUCCAGAUUAGAGCUCCAGCUCCCUCGCGAGCGUACUCGGGUGCCGCCGCCGCCGCCGCAACGACCACGACCACGACCAACGCUCCCCCUCCUCCUCCCCCUUCGUCAAAAGUCAGCAAACCAACCGAACCCAAGGCGGCUGCGGCGGACAUUACGAUCCCGCCACCCUCGAUCCGCGCAGGCGUGAUCCUCACGCGGGCGCCGCUCCUGACGCGGCCCCUGACGGACUUUGAGCAGUCCUACUUCUUCUACCAGAAGCGCCUCAACGAGCGCCUGACGAUGCCCUUCAUCACGUCCGUCUACUUCAAGCCCGACACGCCGGCGCUGAUUGACUGGAACAUGAAGGUCAAGGACCGCAAGGGCACCGUGGCCAAGGAGCUGGGCGUGUACAACGGCAAGGCGUCGACGGCGUGGGACGACGAGCUGGCCGUCGGGGACGGGCUGAGCAAGCACGACAAGGCGGUGGAGCUGCUGCUCCAGGACGCCGUGAUGCGCGUGAGCGACGACGCGGAGAUCAUCCCCGAGGAGGACCGGGCGCCGCCCGAGGCGUUGGCGCCGCGGGUGUCGGAGGCGGAUAUCAAGGGGGACCAGACGAGGUUGGAUCGCGCCAUGGAGAGGACGCUGUACCUCGUUGUCAGGAAGGCCGGUCGCAAGAAGGACGUUUGGGAGUUUCCUGCGGCGGGCUUGUCUACGGAGGAGAACCUCCACGAGGCUGCGCAGAGAAUCCUCGACGACACGGCGGGCGUCAACAUGAACACGUGGAUGGUCGGCCGCGGCCCGGCCGCCGUGCACGUGGCCAAGACGCAGGUCCGGCGCGGCGAGCUCUUUGAGCGCGGCAGCAAGACCUUCUUCCUCAAGGGCCGCAUCAUGGCGGGCCAGGCGGACCUGACGGCCAACAAGUUUGGGUACAAGGAGUUCAAGUGGCUGACCAAGGAGGAGCUCGCCGAGGUGCUGGAGCCGGGUUACUACAACAAUGUGCGGGGCAUGAUGGUGGACCGGUAG
Molecule: messenger RNA, 1104 nt
Organism: Colletotrichum scovillei
Lineage: Eukaryota; Fungi; Ascomycota; Sordariomycetes; Glomerellales; Glomerellaceae
Product: NUDIX domain-containing protein
Exons: 3
Coding region: 1-1104 (367 amino acids)
Cellular component (GO): mitochondrial large ribosomal subunit
Molecular function (GO): structural constituent of ribosome
Source: RefSeq, a predicted model, not a curated record